CUGGAGCCCCUCCAUGUCCCCGCGGCCCGCCCGGUGCGGUGCUUGGGGGGCAGCCGUCGGGGGGAAGGCCUGUGUCGUGCCACAGGCCCAGCGGAGGAGGGGAUGACAGGGACGGCGGCCUUGUCUACCCUUUACCUUGUCCACCCCCUCUACCUGCUAGAGCCGACGUCAGACGGCUGGGAAAUAAUACACACAGGUCAUUGUUUAUAAUGUAGCCGCAUCUGAAGAAAUUUGAAGUGGCUUUGUGUCAUGCUGACUAACAACAUAGGGCAUCAUUUCAUGGUACAUCAAGCAAUGAUUCCAAGAAACCUGAAGCCGUUUCCCUACAUUUGUGGCAGCAGAAUGUUGUCAGGUUACAAACCAAAAAGGAACAUCAAGGACUCUUACAAAAUUCUUGAGCUUGAGGAAGGUUGUUCCCUUGAUGAUGUCAGAAACUCGUAUCGAAGUCUUGCCAAAAAAUACCAUCCAGACAGCGGUUCUGCCACAGCUGAUUCCGAAGCGUUUAUGAAAGUAGAAGAAGCGUACAGAGUUGUGCUGAGUGAUGUGGCGACCAAAAAGAAAUCAAACGAGAGUAAUGAAGAGGAGGAAGACCAGUUCAAGCCAAAAGCACCACAGCAUCGACACUACUUGAGUUUUGAAGGUGUUGGUUUCGGGACACCAAGCCAAAGAGAGAAGCAAUACAUGCAGUUUCGAGUAGACCGUGCUACUGAACAAGUGUUGGAGUACCGGAAGCAGAGACUUGAAAGCCAGUAUGCUGGGACCGACCUAAUGAAAGCCAAAGAUGUGAGGGAGAGCAAAAAGGUGAAAAUAACGCAAGCAGUUGAGCGGUUAGUUGAGGACCUCAUCCAGGAAUCGAUGGCGAAAGGAGACUUUGACAACCUCAGUGGCAAAGGAAAACCCUUGCAGAAAUUUUCCGACUGUCCGCAUAUCGACCCUAUGACUCACAACUUGAACAGGAUUCUGAUAGACAAUGGGUACCAGCCAGAGUGGAUCCUGUUGCAGAAAGAAAUACGGGAAACUAUUGAGCGGUUACGGAAGAACAUAGUGGCUUCUAGAAGUCAGCUUGGAGGGCCAAUGACUCCGUAUAGGCAAAAGCAAUGGAAUCGUAUUUGUGAGCAAUUUAUAGAAGAUAUCAGGAAAUUAAACAAAAGAAUAGACAACUUCAAUUUAGUUGUUCCUAUUAUGAGCAGACAAAUGGUGCACUUCAGUGCAGACAAAGAAAUUGUUCGAGCACAAAAGACUUACGAAGCUUUGAUGGAAAACAGAGAGGUUUCUAAUUCAGACACAAAAGAAAAAGAAGAGGAAAAUGUUAAAAGGUUUGGAUGGAAGUCUUCUCUAUUUAAGUGGUUAAACCUUACAUUGAAAUAAGAUAACACUAAUUCAUCUGUCUUGUCAAGAUUUUGAAUGCACUUUAUUAAUGAAACUUGUAGCACUAGAGAAAUUUCAGGUACACUGAAAAUGUAAAAUCCAGCAGUCCACUGUUACACCAGUUAAGGAAUUGGGUUGUCUGAUAUGCAUUUGCAAGUGCUUAAUUGAUUUAUUUGUGAAUGUUGUUAAGAAACAAAUAAAUUCAGUUAUCCUCUUGCAGCUCA
This is a messenger RNA of Calidris pugnax (ruff), 1592 nucleotides long. RefSeq names its product DnaJ heat shock protein family (Hsp40) member C28 (gene DNAJC28). NCBI's taxonomy places the organism in Eukaryota, Metazoa, Chordata, Aves, Charadriiformes, Scolopacidae. The record is from RefSeq and is a predicted model, not a curated record. Bases 250 to 1368 code for a protein of 372 amino acids. The transcript is spliced from 2 exons.